UUAGCUCUUCUCCGCCAAAAUCUCAGCUAAAAUGGUUUCGCUGAAGCUCCAGAAGCGUCUCGCAGCAUCAGUGCUGAAGUGCGGGAAGAGGAAAGUAUGGCUCGAUCCGAACGAAGGGAGUGAUAUCUCCAUGGCUAAUUCGCGCCAAAACAUCAGGAAGCUUGUGAAGGAUGGUUUUAUCAUCAGGAAGCCAACAAAGAUCCACUCACGUUCUAGAGCACGUCAACUGAAUAUAGCCAAGAGAAAGGGACGUCACUCUGGUUAUGGUAAGAGGAAGGGUACCCGGGAGGCAAGGUUGCCAACUAAGGUAUUGUGGAUGAGGAGGAUGAGAGUUCUGAGGCGUCUUCUAAAGAAGUAUAGGGAGACCAAGAAGAUUGAUAGACACAUGUACCAUGACAUGUACAUGAAGGUCAAGGGUAACGUCUUCAAGAACAAGCGUGUCUUGAUGGAAAGUAUUCACAAAUCCAAGGCUGAGAAGGCUAGGGAGAAGACUUUGUCUGACCAGUUUGAGGCUAAGAGGGCUAAGAACAAGGCUAGCCGAGAGAGGAAACAUGCUCGACGAGAGGAGCGUCUUGCCAAGGGUCCUGGAGGAGACAUACCUGCCGUUGCACCACCUGCGCAAACCACUGAGGUACCAGCGAAAAAGUCUAAGAAGUGAGAAGUUUGCUCAGUAGUGAAUUUUCUUUAGCAGUAAUUUUGAAUGGUUUUUGUGUUUCAGCUUUGUGAAAACUCUUUUUUUUGUGACAAAUAUGAGAACCUUUGUCAGUAAUUCGUACUGUUUUAGGAGACUUAAUUCUAUAUCUUCGAGCCCCUUUUCUCUCUCAA
Messenger RNA from Capsella rubella, 825 nucleotides. Its product is annotated as 60S ribosomal protein L19-3. Gene Ontology annotation, biological process: translation. NCBI's taxonomy places the organism in Eukaryota, Viridiplantae, Streptophyta, Magnoliopsida, Brassicales, Brassicaceae. The record is from RefSeq and is a predicted model, not a curated record. Gene Ontology annotation, cellular component: cytosolic large ribosomal subunit; ribosome. Gene Ontology annotation, molecular function: RNA binding; structural constituent of ribosome. Bases 32 to 658 code for a protein of 208 amino acids. The transcript is spliced from 4 exons.